Molecule: messenger RNA, 1170 nt
Organism: Pyrenophora tritici-repentis Pt-1C-BFP
Lineage: Eukaryota; Fungi; Ascomycota; Dothideomycetes; Pleosporales; Pleosporaceae
Source: RefSeq, a predicted model, not a curated record
AUGUCCACCCAGUUCCCAGACGGCAAUGCCGCCGACGCGCCCCAUGUGGGAGACGCCUCGGGCAGCGACGCCAACCCUACCGCCGGUGCAACGAUCAGCCCCGGUAAGAGCGCGAGGUCUUUCGCUAGACCUACCGUGGCUUCCACCGCCCGCAGCAGCGCCUUGCCACGCGCUACCGGGUCCGCCAACUUACGCCAAAUCAGCAACCCAGCUGUACCUGGCGCCUUCGGAAACGAGCAGCUAGAGCAGCAGGGCUAUGACGCCGACUCAGAUAACGACGAGGCCGACAUUACCCAAAUCCACCAUCUAGUACCAUCGCGCCCGUUAUCACCUGUCGUAGACGCUCAAGACUCUAGCGACUCCUUUCAACCGUCCCCGCCUAACGUCACUACAACCCGCGGCCGCGCAGGCUUUCAGUACCCCGCUCUCCGACAGCGGUCGGACGCCCAGCGCACUGAUAACCCCUUUACGUACCAAACAGAAGACGGCAACCAUACUAGCUACGCCCUCUCUCCGCCUACAUGGGACCCGCUACCCUCGCCUACGCCACGCACAGAGGGGACUACCUCAAAGCCCGUCCGCAAAGUCAUUGGCUACGUAAUCCCCAAAACUGACUUGCCUCAAGGCAGUCAGCCAACUCUAGCCGCCUAUGAGUACGACGCCAACGGCGAGCCCAGGCUAGUAGGAGAACUUGACGAAGCUUUUGUUAAAGGCUCAACCACGGAAGCUGGAGAGAAACUCUACCAGUUCUGCUUUGACACCGUCCACACCCUACAUAACGACCUCGCCAAUCUUCAAGAGCGCCUGACGGACGCUCAGGAAGACCUCAUCGACGAGCGCGUCGCCAAACUCAACUCCGAAAAGCAGGUAAAGUUCCUUACAAACCAGCUUCAAGAGGUGAGAGGCAGCCUCCACGUAGCCAACCAAGACCUCCAGUCGAAACUCGACACCGCUGAGCGACGAGCCGAACGCUACCUCCAGCGCAAGGAGGAGUACAAGACCGCCCUUAACCAAGAGUCUACCGCGCACGGCGAAACCAAAGAAAAGCUUAAAGCCUAUGCUAGCACCGCGCGCCCAUCUCUACGCGGCAAACCGCAUGACUCCAUCUCUGACGAAUCAGAUGGACCCGUUACAGUGCACGGUCACCAGAUGAUCACCAACGCCAGUUGA